ACAAAAAUGCAUAACACUGAGUAGUGCAUGCUGAGUACAACAACCUUCAUGUACACAUGUCCUGUACAUGUUCUCUGCACACACACACUCACAGUAGGAGGAAUGUCUGGUGCAGCCAUAUCUAUUUAACAUGAAGCUAACCCAGGGUCAAGGGUCAGCCCAUUCACAGGGGGGGGGGAUGUGGUUUGUGGUGAACAAUCCAUGAGUUGUUUUGUAGGUAUACGUAAUGGCUCCCAUGCACACAGCACAGGGUUGUAAAGGGCAGACUGUCUGCAUGCCAUGAGUAUACUGUACACACACAAGCUGUUCUGACAUAGCAGUCAUACACAGUUUGCAGUUUGUAGGAAGGCAAUGACUAUUGAGUGCAGUCUAAAUGCUGUGAAUAUUGUCUGGUAGGGGCUGGCUGGAAUUGAAUUUUGAGGUUCAGAAAACUGCUGGGAUUGUUCAGAAAUUGUUUCUACCAGUGUUGGAGAGGGUAGAAAUAUGGCAGAAGCACAAGAGGCGACAGCAGGGACUGGUCCCCGAAAAGAGACAAAUGGUGAGAGUAGACUGCUUGGAGAAGGAAGUCUGGAUACUAGACCAGUCAAUCUCGCCCAGAACACCGACAACAGGGAGCCAGCGACAAUCUGGCCGAUAAAAGUGGAGAAAGAUUAUAGCAAUCCAGAGGAGUACUGGAAGCCAGAGAGUAACUUUUAUGGCGACAAAGAAGACGAAGAAGAAUCUCUCAACUCGUUUUCCGCAAAUGAGGACGAGGCGGACAGCGAAGCGUAUAAUUCAGAUUCCACCGAGGUUAACUCGUCCGACUCUGAUUCAGAUGAAAUGGCAGGUGAGGAUGAGAACACCUCAGACUCAUCUGAAAACUUUGACAACGACGACGAGUUGUUCUACCAGCCGGUGAAGAGGUUUAAGAAAGAUCACAAAUAUCAACUUGGAUCAGACGAUGACCCCGAUCCACCGAGCGAAUUGAAUGAGGUGGUCUACCCUCCAGAUAGAUACGGUUGGUCCAGGAACCGGAAGACGAUUAAGUUGCACAAGUUUAAAGGAGCAUCGCCCGAAGGGUCCUCGGUCGACCGACCAGAGCAGGACAGCCCUCUUCAAUACUUCCUGAUGUUUUUUCCUCUUGUACUCUUUAAGAAGAUGGCUCGCUAUACAAAUAUAGCUGGCCGGUCUCAUCCUCGUUUCAAUAAGCGCACCACGCAGGAGGAGAUUCGAGCCUGGCUAGGCAUUAAGAUGCUCCAGGGUGUCCAUCACAACAAGAGCUUCAUGGACGACUGGUCAACCCAUCCCGGUCUUCGAAACACCCUCGUUGCAAACACCAUGCUCCGGGAGAGGUUUUGCCUUCUUAGCGAGGUCCUUUCCUGCGCCAACCCAAAGAAGGGUCCUAAAUCGAUCCAGAACCCCCAGCAGCGUUGGGCGUACAUGAUUGCACAACCCAUGUACCCUCUCCAGGUUGUCUGGGACACGGUUGUCGCCAACUGUCUCGACAAUUGGAAUCCAGGCAAGCAGAUCGCACUGGAUGAAGCGACGAUGAUCUUCAAGAGAAGAGGUCCAAACUCUAAACGGUUCUUCAUGCCCCUGAAACCAAACAAGAUGGGUUUCAAAAUCUUCACCAUCUGCGACGCAAAAACUGGCUACCUCUUGAACAUGCUCGUGAGUCCUGAAUCUGGUUUUAAGAUGACAGAACUCACUCUCAAGCUAACAGAACCCUUCUUCCAUCGUUAUCAUGAGCUCUACCUCAGACAUGCGAUCAUGUCGCCAGCUCUCGCUAUCCAGCUCCUAGAGAAACGGACAUACAUUUGCGGACCGGUGAAGAAAGUUAGCAAGGGUCUCCCUGACGACUUUAGCCUGAAAUCCUUAGUGAAUCCCAACAACUACAAGAAGAUCGCGGAGAUUACAAGUGCUCCUCGAGGCACUAUGUACUUCAGGCAGAAUGGGAAGAUGACGGCAUCCAUCUGGAGAGACUGCAAGGCUCUGUAUCUUCUCUCUACAUGCCACCAGAGCUACCGCAACAAGUCGAUCGACUUCCUUGGGAGAAAGGGUAAAAAUGAGACCAGAGUGACAAAGUCAAGCCUCAGAGCCCCUAAACAAGUCAUCGACUAUAACAAGUACAUGGGGGUCAACCGCCACGACCAGCUACGCUCUGCUCAAUCCUGCAGCCGUCAGUCCAUGAGAUGGUGGCGUAAACUCCUCUACUUCCUCCUCGACGUGAGUCGAGUCAACGCAUGGCUCUGCUACAAGGAGAAAACAAAGGGCAACCCGACAAGAGAGAUACUCAGCCACCGUAUGUUCGUCGUCGAUAUCGCAACCGCACUGAUAGCAGGCUUCGCUGAGGGCUCACCGAUGCAUCAGCACUCUGCUCAACCAGUGCCCCUCACCAACGGCCCCAAACACCAGCUUAUCCGCAUGACGAGCCCGUAUGGAAAGAUGUGUAUCGCGUGCCGAAGGAUGGGAAGGAAAACCGCCAAGGGGAAACCAAUAUCCACACGGACAGGUUGCAUGGCUUGUAAUAUUCACCUGUGCAAGGCUGGAGCCCCAAAGAAAAAAGCUCAAAACAGAAGAUCAUCCAGAAGUUGGUCAAGUUGUUACACUUUGGUCGGAGAAUGGAGAAGCGCUGGAGGCGGUGCCGGUGAAGGUGGAAAAACAAGACAAUCGAAAUCAAGAUGGAGAUGGGAACGUUUGGGCACAAGAGAGCUGGACGAUGCAAGUGGAAGAUGUUGAUGAUGACAGUCAACCUGGUCCCUCUUCGUCCGCUAUGUCCUCAAUGAGUAACGACGAUGGGGAAAAUGACGAUGACGACGCCAAGUCCAUCUCAGAUUCCUCGGUCAGCGUCGAAGACGAACAAGACAAAGAGUCGAUCUACACUGAUUCAGAGUCGGGUACGGAUUCAUCAAACCCGCCUUCAGAGGAUGAAGAUUUUCUCUUCGACCCCUCCUCCGACUGCUCUGAGGAUGAGGCCCACGCGUCAAAAGCAAAGCGCAAGCGAGGUAAAGCUAAGCCAGGCUCGGAUGAUGACCCGGAUCCGUUGGACACAG
Messenger RNA from Asterias rubens (European starfish), 3032 nucleotides. RefSeq names its product piggyBac transposable element-derived protein 4-like. The transcript has 3 exons. The record is from RefSeq and is a predicted model, not a curated record. Bases 484 to 2718 code for a protein of 744 amino acids. NCBI's taxonomy places the organism in Eukaryota, Metazoa, Echinodermata, Asteroidea, Forcipulatida, Asteriidae.